GAUGACAAUGUUUACCCUCGAGGCAAUAUUGAACGAAUCUCAAAAUCCAAGAAAUUUAGUCCAGAGCAGGUCGGACUGCUCAAGCGAUUGGAAGCAGCGGAGAGAAACUCGUGGGAUGGCUUGCCUAUCAUCUGUACUGCCAUCGUUGCUGGAAACACAGCUGGACUGAGUGCCAAUUAUCUCAACGCAGUCGCUGGUAUAUACCUCGGUCUCAGACUCACGUACGUCUACCUCUAUGCUACGGUGACAGACCCAAAGAAGAGCUACGCGAGAUCCCUGGUUUACUGGCUCAGCAAC
Molecule: messenger RNA, 297 nt
Organism: Kockovaella imperatae
Lineage: Eukaryota; Fungi; Basidiomycota; Tremellomycetes; Tremellales; Cuniculitremaceae
Exons: 3
Cellular component (GO): membrane
Source: RefSeq, a predicted model, not a curated record